Messenger RNA from Spodoptera litura, 2689 nucleotides. RefSeq names its product phosphatidylinositol-3-phosphatase SAC1 (gene Sac1). The record is from RefSeq and is a predicted model, not a curated record. Gene Ontology annotation, molecular function: phosphatidylinositol-4-phosphate phosphatase activity. Gene Ontology annotation, biological process: phosphatidylinositol dephosphorylation. NCBI's taxonomy places the organism in Eukaryota, Metazoa, Arthropoda, Insecta, Lepidoptera, Noctuidae. Gene Ontology annotation, cellular component: endoplasmic reticulum.
AUUCUAUAUUUUAAUUUCACAACACUAGUGUCAUGUCAUGUCGUAAAUGUCAGGUUUUCACAAGUGUAUGUUAGAGAAAAUUAAAUUUAUUUUGCCGAUAAAUCGUUAAGGAUGGCAGAUCUGCUAAGUAUUCACGAUGAUAUUAAAUUAUAUACAACUUCAGACAAAUUCUAUUUGGAGCCCACAAUACAUCCCACAGAGAUUCUGGUUAUAGACAGAGUCACUGGGGAAGCUACUGUCAAAGAUGUUGGUUCAGUAAAAAUUCCGAUCCCAGCGAAUGCAUACCGACCAGUGUGUGGUUUCCUGGGCUCAAUCAAGCUCAUAUCUGGAUUAUAUUUAGUUGUUGCCAAAUAUAGAAUUUUGGUUGGCAAACUAAAUGGGCACGAAAUAUAUCAGCUGGCGGGCACAGACAUCAUACCGUAUGCACGCUCCAACACACAUCUCACCAGCAAACAGAUAGAUGACAACGCGACAUACGAGCGCAUGCUCCGCGCGGCGCUGGACACGGUGGGCAUCUACUUCUCCUACAGCUACGACCUCACGCACUGUCUGCAGCGACUGCACUCUGUCACUCCAGACUUCCAUAGGAUGUCCAUAGCGAACCGCGCGGAUCCUCGGUUCCUGUGGAAUGGCUUCCUACUGCGGGACUUCUCUCACCAGCAGUUCUCACGGUUCGCGCUGCCUAUCAUACAAGGCUUCGUGUCAAUAAACAACGUGACAGUGAACGGCCACUCGUUGACGUGGUCCCUGGUGUCGCGCCGGUGUGUGGACAGGGCGGGGACCAGGUUCUUCAUGAGAGGAGUCGAUGCUCAGGGUAACGUAGCGAACUUCGUGGAAACAGAACAGAUAAUAGAGCGAGGCGGCGAGAAGUCAUCCUUCGUACAGACUCGGGGUUCGAUUCCAUUAUACUGGAGCCAGUACCCCGACAUCAAGUAUAAGCCCGCCAUGCAACUGUCACACGAGGACCAUGUCGCCGCUUAUACUAAACAUUUGAGGGAUCAGCAGCAGAGAUAUGGGAAUCAGGUGCUCGUUAAUUUGAUCGACCAGCACGGCAAAGAAGAAGCGUUAGAGCGCGGCUUCCGCGCUGCAGUAGCGGCGGCGGCACUGCCCGGCGUGCGAUACGAACCCUUCGACUUCCACGCAGAGUGCCGCUCUAUGAGGUACUACCGGCUCAACGUGCUCAUUGACAGGAUCAAGUUGGAACAGGCGGAAUUCGGUUACUUCCUCUCCCGCGGAGGAACAGUCCUCCUUCGACAGAACGGAGUGUUCCGCACCAACUGCGUGGACUGCCUCGACCGCACCAACGUAGUACAGAGUCUGUUGGCGCGGCUACAACUGAACGCGGCGCUCAGGAUACUCGCAGUCACCAGCACUGAUGAUGAGAAACAUACUGAGUUCGAUAACCUGUUUAAUAAUGUAUGGGCAGACCACGCAGAUGUAAUAUCGACCCAGUACUCCGGUACAGGCGCCCUGAAGACAGACUUCACCCGUACUGGCAAACGAACCCGACUGGGGCUUGUAAGGGAUGGGGUCAACUCUCUCACUCGCUACUACAAGAAUAACUUCAGCGAUGGGUUUAGACAGGACUCCAUCGACCUGUUCCUGGGUAAGUACGUGGUGACGGACGGCGAGGGGAACACACUGCCCUGUCCACUGCGCAGGGACAGAGACUGGAAGUAUAUCACGUUCCCGUCGGUGCUGCUGGUGGCGAUGUCGAUGUUCUGCGCGAGCGCGAGCCUGCCGCAGCGGUACACCAGCGAGGUGCUGCUGUACCUCAUGUUCUGGGGCGCCGCCGUCACCGCCACGCUCACCUUCAUAUUCAGACACGGCAAGGAGUUCGUAGACUGGCCCCGCCUGGACGCGGGCGGACUGGCCGCCGCGCGCGCCCUGCCGCCGCCGCAGUCGUUAUGAUCAUAGACGCGCCGCUCGUAGUCGUCGUCUAAACAUACUUAUAUACCCAUCCCGCUCGCACACACUGUGAGCGAGCGAGACAGACAGCUUGUCGGUAAUCACGCCUUUUUAUUCUAGUGUUGUCUUAUCUUUAGUUCAAUGAAUAACUGUGUUAAUGCUAGGAAGUUAAAAGGUCUUAUACUAGCGGUUUUGGGAGCGCAUACUUCUCGGCUGUGUCGCGAAUACUCUGCGGUUGUGUGGCAUAUACUCCGCGUCUGUGUCGCUAAUAUGCCGCGGGUGUGUCGUAAAUACUCCGCGGCUGUGACGCGAAUAUACCGCGGAUGUUUCACGUAUACGCCGUGGCAAACAUUUAGUUGAAUAAUUACAGGUCUUAAAACUAUGAAGAUAAGGUUUAAACCUUGUUCACAAUAGAAAUUGAUGACGUGAUUUUAAACCUUUUUUGUUCUUAUGUCCCUUUCAGUAGGGUUUCUUUUCAUUUCAAGUAUUUAUUAUGGUUGCUAUAUAAAUAUUAGGUAAUGCGUGUAGUUAAAGUAUUUAAUAAAGUUUCCUAUUUUUAUUAAAAUAAAGAGGUUCUGUGUCUGUGUGAGUGAUGUUGAGUGGAAAUAGUGAAUUGAAAUUGAAAUAUUUGUUAGGAAUUUUAGUAUUUUGGGGUUUUUGGAGCCUUUAUAGUAUUUUGAGUUCAUUGAUAUACAGUUAUCUCUAUCUACAUGUCGCGGAGAACCUAACGGGUAACCGGGGCUCCGGCUCGACGUGCAGGAGAAGGAACGGGGUGGUUUUU